CGGCCUUGUUCCCCUCUGGCAUUCGUCAGAUGACAGCAGCAAUUAUCAAGCUAUUUUCUGUCUUUGACCCGCAGCUCUGUGACGCACGAGGAGCCGCAGGAGCACACGGUCGGUCCAGCCGCGGCCUGCAUGAACCACACACACUGAGGUGCUCGAUCAUGCUGGAAGACGUGGUGAAGGCGAAGCUGUCUCCGGCCAGAGGACGAACGCGGCGGCAGACGUCUGAGCACGAGGAGAGUCGCGGGAUGGACCCGAUGGACAGCAGACGGCGAGCGCAGAGAGAGCGAACCGCAGCCAAGAGCCGAGACCUCUCACGAGACGACCUGCUCUUCCUCCUCAGCAUGCUGGAAGGAGAACUGCAGGCCAGAGACGAGGUGAUCACCGUCCUCAAAGCCGAUAAAAUCGAUCUGGCUCUGCUGGAGGCCAAAUACGGCUUCGUGACGCCGCCGAAGGUGCUGCAGGCGCUGCAGAGAGAUGCCAUCCAGGCCAAGAACAGCAGCUGGCAGGAGGACAUCUACGAGAAGCCCAUGAGCGAGCUGGACAGGCUGGUGGAGAAGCAGCGGGAGACCUACAGACGGAUGCUGGAGCAGCUGCUGCUGGUGGAGCGAGCUCACAGACAGACGCUCCACCGCCUCGAGGACGAGAAGAGGAACCACAGCGACUUCAUGAGGAAGAGCGACGAGUUCACCGGCCUGCUGGAGCAGGAGAGAGAGAGACUGAAACUGCUCAUUGAUCAGGAAAAGACAUACCAGGAGAGAAAGGAGGAAGAGAACAAUAAGAAAGUCACAAAUCUGAAGGACGAGCUGACCAAGCUUAAGUCCUUCGCCCUGCUAGUGGUCGAUGAACAACAGCGGCUCGCCGAGCAGCUGACCCAACAAACUACGAAGGUCCAGGAACUCCAGAAUACUGCCACUCAGGCCCAAGAGGAGCUGAGCUCCGCCCAAAUCCGGUUGCAAGAAGAGGAGAACAAAGUCCUUCGCUUGGAGGAGGAGUUACGCAACCAGGCCUGCCAUUUCCACCAAGAGCAGGAAGCCAUGACUGCCAAACUGACCAAUGAAGAUGCCCAGAACAGACAGCUGCGGCAGAAGCUCUCCUCACUCAGCCGGCAGUUAGAUGAGCUGGAAGAAACCAACAAGACCCUGCACAGAGUGGAGGAAGAACUGCAGGAGCUACGUGAUAAAAUCAGCCGAGGGGAGUGUGGCAACUCCAGCCUAGUGUCGGAGGUGGAGGAGUUGAGGAAACGAGUGCUCGAAAUGGAGGGGAAGGAUGAGGAGCUGAUCAAGAUGGAAGACAUGUGCAGGGACCUCAACAGAAAGCUGGAGAAGGAGUCAAGCCAGAGCUGUAGCUUAAAAGCAGAGGUGGACAAGCUGAAUCACAGAAUCAUGGAACUUGAAAAGCUAGAAGACGCCUUUGGGAAGAGUAAGCAGGAGUGCAAUUCACUGAAAAGCAACCUAGAGAAAGAGCGGACCAUGACUAAACACAUGUCCAAUGAACUAGAUGUGCUGAGAGUCAGAAUCAAAGAGCUUGAAGCUACCGAGGUUCAUUUGGAGAAGACGGAGCUGGCACUGAAAGAGGAUCUGACAAAACUGAAAACACUGACUGUCAUGCUGGUGGAUGAGAGAAAAGCUAUGGCCGAAAAGUUAAAGCUGAUGGAGGACAAAGUGCAAAACAGCACUGGCAAACUGCAGGCAGAACAAGACAAAGUCAACACUGUCACUGAAAAACUGAUCGAAGAGAGCAAGAGAGCUCUGCGGUCAAAGGCCGAAUUGGAGGAGAAGAUGUGUAUUGCCGCUAGGGAGAGGGACGAGCUCAAAGCUAAGCUGAAAGCAGAGGAAGAGAAAAACAGUGACCUUCAGUCCAAGGUCAGCAUGAUGAAAAAGCGGCUUCAGUCACUGGAAGCAGUGGAACGAGAGUUAUUGAGGAACAAGGCCAAAGAGGAGCACACAAAGAGCCCAGUUCCUUACCACUACCAACAAGAAGACAACAAAGUGAAAGAUUUGACCCAAGAAGUAGAACGCCUCAGGAGGAAGUUAAAGGAGAUGAAGGCAGUUGAGGGUGAUCUUUUGAAGACUGAAGACGAGUUUGAAUCCCUGGAAAAGAGAUAUUCCAAUGAACAGGAACAAGCAAAAGUCCUGAUGGAGGAGCUGGAGAUGUCCAGGCAGGAACUGUCCAAGUACCAGUUGGCUGAGAAAGAGGAAUCCAACCAAGAGCAUAUCCUCUACAAGCGUCUGAAAGAGGAAGAGGCCAAAUCCAGCCAUCUCACUAGAGAGGUCGAAGCCCUCAAAGAGAAGAUCCACGAGUACAUGGGCACAGAGGAAUCCAUCUGCCGCUUGAAAACAGACCACACGACCCUACAGAGAAAACUCACCCAGCAAGAGGUCAGGAACAAAGAGCUGGCCAGAGAGAUGGAGACCCUUACACGAGAACUCGAGAGAUACCGCCGCUUCAGUAAGAGUCUAAGGCCGGGCAUGAACGGAAGACGUUUCUCAGAUCUCCAAGUCUCCACAAAGGAGGUGCAGACGGACCCAACAGACAGCCUGUCCCCAAAUUACAAGAACCUUGUACCCCUGGAACGCGCCCUGGUCAACGGCAAGCUAUACGUGGAGAGCGAUCCAGAGGACGAGGUUAAUUACAAUGAGAUCAACCUUACAAAAUGCAGUCCAUCACUCAUGAACAAUGUCAACAAUAUCAAUAACAACAUGAGAAGAGUGAGAGGCCCUUUUCUUAAGACUCGAGAAAGUCAGCAUCCAAUAAAUAGCAAGAUGCAACCGAGACAGAACGGUAAUCAUGUUCAACAGGGAGACGUGUUCCUUGCACACAGUCCUGGACAACCCCUCCAUAUCAAAGUAACUCCUGACCACGGGCACAACAUGGCAACUCUAGAGAUCACGAGUCCCACCGCAGAGAACGCCCAGUCCUAUACAAGCACGGCGGUCAUCCCGACAAGCGGUGCCCCUCCAAAACAGCGCAUCACGAUCCUCCAGAACUCACCAAUCUCACCUUCCAACAAACCCAAGGGUUCUCCUCCUCCUCCGGACAGUCCAUGCAGCCCCAGCACGCCCGAUCGCUCCAUGUCGCCGCUCACCAUGGCAGCCUAUUCGCAAACUCUAGCUUCUGAGUCCUGCGGAUCGGUGACCCCGGACCGAGCCAUGUCACCCAUUCAGAUCGUGUCCGUUACCACCGGAAGCCCUGACCGGUUGGAGCCGGCAGAGCUUGUGGGAGGUCAUACGGUUUUCCGCGUGAGCCCGGAAAGGCAGAACAGCUGGCAACUGCAGAGGUCCAACAGCUCAGGUCCAAAUGUCAUUACCACUGAUGACAACAAAAUCCAUAUUCACUUAGGGAGCCCCUACAUUCAAGCCGUAAACACCACAGCCAAAUCCAUCCCCUAUUACUCCCUCGGGCCGGAGCAGAGGAUUCCAGUGUUAACCAAUGGCACUCCAGCCAAAGGCAACAACAAAAUCACAAGCAGCAUUGUGAUAAAGCCCACAUCCAGUCCGAUCUCGCGACCCUCACAAAUUACAAUGCCUCUGGAAUCAUUCCGGCGUCCUGGACCCACCAGGAUUCCCAAACCCAAAGCAUCGAACAGCUCUGUCCAAACCCCACUGAACUCUGGGAAACGUGUGUCUAACAACCUGAAGCUGAUGAACCAGCCUACCAAAUCAUGAGUGAAGCGUCCACAGCAGUCUGACCCAGAGGAGAGACUUUCAUGCUUAUUGUGUUUCAUUUCGAUCACUUCAGGUGCUGUAACGAGACUCUAUAGACUAUAUUGAAAAGUA
Messenger RNA from Sinocyclocheilus rhinocerous, 3776 nucleotides. Its product is annotated as filamin A-interacting protein 1-like. The record is from RefSeq and is a predicted model, not a curated record. NCBI's taxonomy places the organism in Eukaryota, Metazoa, Chordata, Actinopteri, Cypriniformes, Cyprinidae. The transcript has 6 exons. Bases 30 to 3665 code for a protein of 1211 amino acids.